AUGGAGAUUAGUAAGGUUGGUUGUAUGAGUGUUGGUCCUUGCGAAAAUCUAACACCACAAAAUCUUUUGAAUGCGUUGGAGCCAGAAGAAGCUAGAGGCUCUUCCAAGAAAAUGAAUCAAGAAUUUGUAAAAGAGAAGCCACAAGGAAUGGCUGAGGACUCAUCUUCUACAUCUGAAACCAAUGUUAUGGUUUCUGAGAAUGAACUGGACUCUACACCAAUACUUUCAGUUGAUCUUUCACUGGUAAGAAUCAUGAAAGAGUCGAAUUCUAAACUUAUGGAAGAGGAGAAACAGGAACAGGAGAAAGAAACAGUUCUCAUGGCUGCGGCAAACAAGGACAAAGAUAUUGCUUCAACUGUUGUUCCCGAGGAAGAUAUCAAAACCAAGGAGGACAUCCUUGUUUCCAUUUCUAGAUCAGAGCUGAAAGACCAUAGCUUUGUAUCUAAGUUAGCAGAAGGUGAUGAAGCAGUAGAGUCUCAUGCUACUGUUUUCACAACUCCUGAACAAGUUCUAUUGCUGGGGGAUUCUGAGCUAUAUGGGGCCGAAAAGGAAGAGGAUCAUACAGCUACCAAAGUUCCUGACGAAUCUGAUGUUCUUAAUGCCACCGAGAAGAAAUGCUUCAUGUUGGGAGGCUCCAGGAAAAACGAAGCUAGAAAUGAAGGAGAAAGUACUGUUGUUAAACUUCCUGACGAGUCUAACAUUACCACUAGUCCAGUGAGACAAUUCAGUGUGGAAGACUUCAAAAGAGAUGGAAUCGAAAGGAAUGAAGAAAACAGGACUGUUAACUUCUCAUGUGAAUUUGGUACUUGCACAAGCCCUGAUAGACGCACAGUCUUGGGAAAUCUUGUAUCAGAUGGAGCCGAAGACAGUGUUGGAAUAAAUAGAGCUGAUAAGUCAGAUCUUCUUACAAGCUUGGAGAAAAAACUAUUUUAUGGAGACCAUGAACAAAAGGAAGCAGUCAAGACUGAAGAAAAAGCGGCUGCAGAGUUUCAACAUGAGUCUGCUGCUGUUCCUAAUACUCCUGAAAGACAAUCCAUUCUAGAAGACUCUCAACUGAAUGAAGCUGCAAAGAUGAAGAAAGGUGACUAUGUAAUUGGUAAGUCUCAUGUUGUGUCUGAUGAUUUCACUGCUGCGGAGAGCCAAUCUGUUGUGGGAGACUCUGAACCAGAUGGUGCUGAAAACAUAUGCAGGGAGAACACGGAUGUGGAGUCGUUUGAUAUUGGUAAGUCUGGGUUAAGCCAUAAUGCUUCCUCUUCUAAAGUUGUUUUGAAGGAAAACACCAUCAUUUGUUCAAAUGAUGCCGGGAAAGAAGCUGCAGGUACAGAGUCUCAGGCAGAGCAUGUUAUUGGUCUAGAUGCCAUACAAGGGACGAAGCAAAGCAAAAGAGAGACAGUAGAUCUUUUUGCUUUUGACAUUCAAGAGAGAGAGACAAUUCUGAGAAAAUCAGUGAAAUUUCCAGCCACCUCAAACUUUCUGGAACCUAUUCCAUGGUCUGGCAAUAACGAAGCAGACAAGCUCAUGGAAACUAAGGAAUCAAAGAACACUCAAAUAGGCUUUGAAGGAAAUCUCCUGCUGGAGUCUUCUGGUAACUCUUUUGUUUCUGAGAAGACAUGCAUCGUAGCUGGUUUUGAUUCUGAAGUAGAUGAUAUAAACACAUGUGAGAAAAGCGUUCGCAAAUCUCUCGAAAAUGAAGCAACUGGUCCACUUGCUACUGCCUUUGGAGAAGCCAUCUCUCUGACUCCUGAUGAAUCCACAGUUCAGAAUAACACUAACGAAGAAGCUGCAGAUGAGCAAGUGAUUAGGAGAGAAACUACACCAAGUCCUGAAGAAACCAUGAAUGAGUAUCCGAACACUGAUGAAUCAGGUACGUUAUCUGAGAAGCAAGUAAGAAGAGAACCACUCUUGAUUUACCAAACACAAGUGAAGCCUAAUAGAAAUGACAUGAAAGAGAAUGCACCAAACUCAAAGAUUGUGCAUAAUCUCAACAUAACAGCUCCAAGGAUCUCAAAGAGAAAGCCGCUCCAAGACUUGAAAAAGAACUAA
Arabis nemorensis is the source of this 2043-nucleotide messenger RNA. The record is from the annotation of a GenBank genome assembly. Lineage: Eukaryota; Viridiplantae; Streptophyta; Magnoliopsida; Brassicales; Brassicaceae.